Messenger RNA from Eruca vesicaria subsp. sativa (arugula), 991 nucleotides. NCBI's taxonomy places the organism in Eukaryota, Viridiplantae, Streptophyta, Magnoliopsida, Brassicales, Brassicaceae. The record is from the annotation of a GenBank genome assembly.
GAAAAAGAGUCAGUCAUCUUUUAGAAAAAGUCAGAAACCAUAUCAGAAAACAAAUAAAGUUUCUCUUUUAAUCCAACAUAGCCACGAAUCCUCUCACAGGCUCUUCGUUUCUCUUUCUUUCGUUUUGCGUUUUGAAGAAAAAGAAUCUCAACUUUUUGUUCUUGGGUUCUUUAGGGUUCUUGGUACUGAUCGAUAUCCUUAGAAAAUGGGUAAAGCUGCUGGGAGAAACGGUAAUGAAGACUAUGACGGCGUUGGAUUUAAUGGUCACAGAGGCGGUGGAGUUAGGCCUUACGUACGGUCUCCAGUGCCUCGGCUAAGAUGGACGCCGGAUCUCCACCGUUGUUUUGUUAACGCUGUUGAUAUGCUCGGUGGCCAACAUCGAGCCACUCCAAAGCUUGUUCUAAAGAUGAUGGAUGUGAAGGGACUCACAAUUUCACAUGUCAAGAGCCAUCUCCAGAUGUAUAGAGGUUCUAAACUCACUUUGGGGAAACCAGAGGAAAGCUCUUCAUCUUCAAUAAGAAGAAGACAAGACACUGAUGAAGAUCAUCUUCAUGACAACUUGUCUUUACACACAGAGAAUGAUUGUCGUCUGGGUUUUUACCCCUUCCCUCCUUCACAUUCUUCUCUUAGAGGAGGAAGAAGAAAGGAGCAGACUUCAGAGUCUAGUGCUGAUGAUGAUGAUAACUUCCUUCACAUCAAGAAGACGAAAGAAACGACAACGUUUCCGUCAUAUCAUUUCCACAAGCUCAAACAGAAAGCAGAGAAGGAGAAGAACAAUUGGGAAGAACACGAAGAAAAGGAAGAUUUGUCGUUAUCUCUGUCGUUGAAUCAUCAUCAUUGGAGAAGCAAUGGAUCAUCAGUGAGCGAAACGAGUGAAGCGGUCUCCACUUGUUCUGCACCAUCUUCAAAGAUUGCUACGGUUCUUCACCAAAGAUUGAUCUUAACCUUAACCUCUCAAUUUCUCUCCUCGGCAGCUGAAAUUAAUAAAUAA